AUGGACUGGCAGGAGAAAGACCUGCUAGUCAUCGACGAAGUGAGUAUGCUGGGGGCUCGGACGCUACACGCGGCGAACGAGCAGCUCUGCAGGCUCCGCGGGUCGCAACAGGAUUUCGGAGGGAUCCCCAUCGUCCUUUUCUGCGGAGACUUCCACCAGUUCCGUCCGGUACAAGAGAGGUCGAUCCUGCUGCCGAGCGUGGCCGUCUCGUGGGACGAAGACAACUCGUUCAAGGCCGAGCAACGGCACCAGCAUGACAAGGCGCACGCGCUGUGGAAGAAGUUCACGACGGUCGUCAUGCUGGACGAACAAGUACGCGCGGCCGGAGAUCCGGAAUUGCAGACACUGCUAAAGCGGAUCCGGUCGGGCGUGCAGGACCGCACGGAUUUGGACCUCCUCAACUCAAGAUGCUACCGGGAAGGCAGGCGGAUCCCGUGGGAAACGGGCAUCACCGUGGUGACGCCGCUGAACCGGAAUCGGUGGAAUCUGAACAUGGAGGCGGCCUUGUCGUUCCGGAUCCAGCAGCGGUCGAUGAUGCGCAUCUUCAUAUCCGAGCACAAAUGGAAGGACGGCCUGCCGACGGAGGAAGAAGCCAUCAUGAUGCUAAACCAGGGCGAUAAUAGCGCGGUCCCAGUACCAGGCGUCUUCAUAUUCGUGCCAGGGAUGCCCGUCGUCGUGAACCACAAUACCCAUCAGGGCUUGAAACUUGUCAAUGGGGCCAGUUACACGGCGCUUAACGUCAUCCUCGACAAGGCGCACCCGGGCCAUCGGAUCUCGGCCGAUACGAUGGUCCACUUCGGGCCGCCGGCGGGGAUAAUACUGGAGUCGGAAACGACAAAGAACUUCCACUUCGUCGGAAUGCCGCCCGGCACGAUCCUGUUGAUACCCACGAGUGUCAGCAUACAUUGCCAGCGAAAGCGGCCGUGGCAGCAGAACGACGUCAGCCGAAAGGGUCUGCCGUGCGCGGCGGCUUUCUCGUGCACAGACUACAAAGUGCAGAGCAAGACGCUCGAGCGCGUAGCCCUGGAGCUGCGGGGGGCGAGGACGACAAAUGUCGACGGAUACAUAGUCCCCGCGCAAUGCGAUCCGUACAGCCUGUACGUGCAGCUGUCGCGGUGCCGGUCGCUGGACGGCAUCAUGCUCAUCUCCAAGGUGCGGGAAAGAGAUCUGGUGGGCAACCGGGUUCCCCAGGAGAUGACCGUGGCAGAGGCCAGACUGGAGGAAUUGAGCAAGAAGACUGUUCAGGAGGCUCUGCGGUGGCCGGAUGACGAUUUUCGAGGUCCAGGGGUCUGA
This is a messenger RNA of Fusarium vanettenii 77-13-4, 1293 nucleotides long. RefSeq lists its product as uncharacterized. Gene Ontology annotation, molecular function: DNA helicase activity. NCBI's taxonomy places the organism in Eukaryota, Fungi, Ascomycota, Sordariomycetes, Hypocreales, Nectriaceae. The transcript has a single exon. The coding region runs from base 1 to 1293 and encodes 430 amino acids. The record is from RefSeq and is a predicted model, not a curated record. Gene Ontology annotation, biological process: telomere maintenance; DNA repair.